This is a messenger RNA of Penaeus monodon (black tiger shrimp), 2295 nucleotides long. Its product is annotated as arylsulfatase F-like. NCBI's taxonomy places the organism in Eukaryota, Metazoa, Arthropoda, Malacostraca, Decapoda, Penaeidae. The record is from RefSeq and is a predicted model, not a curated record. Gene Ontology annotation, molecular function: arylsulfatase activity.
CCAACAUCCUGGUCAUGCUCGCCGACGACCUCGGGAUAGGCGACCUUGGGUGCUACGGGAACGACACAAUCAGAACGCCACAUAUCGACAGAUUAGCUUCACAAGGAGUGAGGUUGACGCACCACUUGGCCGCCGCUGCUUUGUGCACCCCGAGCCGGGCAGCGAUGCUAACCGGGCGCUACCCAUUCCGAUACGGGCUGGUGGGCGACGACGCAAACAAGGCGGCGCCCGUCCUCCUCCACGUGGCGAGCCGAGCGCACCUCCCGCUCGAUGAAGUGACGCUCGCCAAGGCGCUCUCUGCCGCCAACUACUCCACGGCCCUCGUCGGCAAAUGGCAUUUGGGCGUCCAGUGCGGGUUCCUGGGACGGAGCUGCCCUGGCCCGCUGAACCACGGCUUCGACACCUUCUUCGGAAUCCCUGUCACUCUCUUCUUUGAGUUCCGAGGACCUUACCCCUUCUGGAAGUUCGACCUCAGCCAACCCUCUUACCAGCGACUGCUCGGAACGUUUGUGGCGGCGAUGGCGAGCAUUGCGCUGGGGAAAAAAUACCUUGGGUGGAGGAUUCGAACUGUUAUUCUCCUCCUGCUGCUGACCGAUGUCUUUUUCUUCCUCUACUGGUUCAAAGUCGCUCACAUUGGUUUCAACAAGGAAUGUCUUUGGUGGGUCUCGCCGUGGAUGCACAGGAUGGCCAACUCCAUGAUCCUUCGGCAGGACAAGGUGGUUGAGCAGCCCAUCCAGCUGGACGGGCUGUCGCAGCGGCUGGUCAAGGAGUCCCUGGCGUUCCUGGCUGAGCGCGCGAGGGACGACCGACCGUUCUUCCUGCUGCACUCCUUCGCUCAUGUGCACACGCCCAUGUUUUCGGCCCCGCACAGGACGGACGUCAGCAAGCACGGCAGCUACGGCGACAACGUGGAGGAGAUGGACGAGAGCGUCGGGGCGCUGAUGGACGCCCUCAGGGAGCUCGGCCUUGAGGACAACACCAUCGUGUACUUCACAUCGGACCAGGGCGGCCACGUGGAGGCCAUGGACCUUGAAGGACGCCGCAUCGGGGGCCACAACGGUCGCUUCAAGGGAGGGAAGGCAAUGGGAGGAGCCGAAGGAGGCAUCAGAGUAGCGGGUAUCUAUCGUUACCCGGGGCAUUUACCAGCGGGCACGACCCUUGACACCCCAACCUCCCUCAUGGACCUGAUGCCCACCGUGCUGGACUUGGCAGGGCUCCCUUCCGUGCACGAUCUCGUCCCAAGGACACCUCGAAAGGACCUGGAUGGAGAGAGUAUCGCUGACCUGCUUCAGGGCAAGAGCCGCUCCCCCGCGGGACCUCCUCGCAUUUUCCUUCAUCACUGUCGCAAGGAUAUUCAUGCUGCCAGGCUUGUUACAGAUGACCACGUCUACAAGAUGUACCUAUACAAGCACAAGUGGUUCCCGGGGAGCACACAGUGCGGCUGGGGACACACCGUGGGCUGCUCCUGCGCUAAGGCCUUGAUGCAUGACCUCACCGAACAGCCUGAACUUUAUGACCUUGUUCGUGAUCCCUACGAGGACCAUGACCCUAUCAGCCCGGAAACGGAUGAGUACAAAAAGGUCGUGGGCGCUCUGAUGCAGCACUUGGACGAAUGGAUCCGCACCGUCCACUACCCGACGCCUCAGCUCGCUUCCCGCCUAGAAAUCGCCUGGCUGCCCUGGAAGCAGCCCGUUUGCUUCAACUGCUAGCUGGCCUUUUUCCCCCCCCCCGCUUCCUGCUAGCAUCUCCUGUCUGCGUCAACUAUUUCUGUUUGUAGUUUUUCUUAUCGAGCUCAGUUGCUCGACUGUUUACGUUUGGUUUAAAACUGUGAUGUCAUUUGCUAUUCGUUCUUUACUAGAGUUUCCCGUAUUAGAAUAUCCAAGUAAUGGCAAUGGCCGUUGUAAAUAUAGCAACAAGCUAGUAAAAUUUCAGAUGAAACUAAUGUGUGUGGAUUCCUACGUAUCUACUGAUGAAAUGAGUUUUCACUGCAUACAGGCAGGUCGUCAGGGUAUUGAUAAGUCUAAAUGUCGACCAAACUAAGGAUGCAAUGACGUCAAAAUUAAAUAUGACAUAAUCUAUGCACACACACAAAAAAACGCCGGUAGGGAUGCCGAUAUUGGUAUUCGUGACAUGUAGGUUGGUUUACUUUUGUAUAGCUGGUAGGCCUGGUUUAUUUUUACAAGGACAAUCGCUUCUCACCCGGAAAAUGACAAAUUAUAUUUUCCCGGAAGAAAUGACGAGGUAAUGAUCUGGAAUUAGUAAACUAUCAGUUUUUUUCAUGAAACACGCAUGUCA